Molecule: messenger RNA, 1228 nt
Organism: Porites evermanni
Lineage: Eukaryota; Metazoa; Cnidaria; Anthozoa; Scleractinia; Poritidae
Source: the annotation of a GenBank genome assembly
AUGUUCAAGGGCUUCGAGUCAGAAAUUAGAUUAUCAGAGCAAGUUCCGUCCAGUUUUUUGAGACAAAUAACCAUGAUCAAACUCCUUUUCUUGGUGUUAGUUGCCGCGACGUAUUUGGCCAAGGGGCGCGAUCUCAAGGAUCAAAAUACAAUACAAAAAAGUACUUCACAGGUGAUUCAAGUACUAAUAUUUUUCUAAGAGCUGGCCAGAACAUUGAUUUUAGAAUCUUUCGAACAGGAAACGAAACAGUCAUUGUAGUUUUUCAAGAAAGAGUGUCUAAUGUAAUAGAACACGGCAGCAUUCAUCGCUGAUGUUCGAUGAUUUAUUGGACAUAAUUACAAUGAAUAUACUAAAUAUAUUAGCUUAUAUUGUAGGGUUUAACUCGCGCGAAUAUUAACUGAAUUUAUUAAGUUUUAAAAUUUUCGCUUUCAUUUUUUACUCCAGUAAAAAUAUAAAUAAUUUGCCAUCUUCAUGCAACGCCAAUACUCACGAUUUUUUUCAAUUCUUUAAGCUUUAUUGCUAUCCGGACAAAAAUUUAAAAUCUGCUUCCGUUUCUCGUAGAAAUUAGCAUACAUGGGUAGGUGUAUAAUUGACUUAUUAUUAUUGUUCGUUAUCCUUCGUUACUUAGAUCCUAUUCUAUCGGUACUUCACUCCCAUUAAACUUGCAAGUGCUGCUACCUUCAUCCAUUACCACCAUUCCCUCACGCCCCGACUUCUCACCUUCCUCAGCGCUCCUAAAAACCAAUAUCGCCUGAUGAUUGUUCCCCUGAUCCAGCCGGCAGUCACCUCUGCAAAUGCCAAACUUUUCAUCAAGAUGAACGUUGGCUUGGAAACAACAUUUGGUGCAAGUGAUAGCGAUCCUUCAUUUGUCAUUUCUGAUGGUAGUCGUUUUAUUGGCGUGCUUACUCUUGACAAGAAUAACUACAAAAAUUGCGCUCCUUGUCUUGGCACCGAGGGAGCCAGUGGACCAACUACGAGUCGCCGUUCAGAUGCUUGUCUCCCCAAACCAUCUGAGUCCUACUAUCCCGGACGAUUUGAGAUCCAGUUGAGCCUGUCUGACCGGUGGGGAACCUGUUUUGUCCCGUUGGACGGAGGCUUCAGCAGAGAGAUGAUCUACCAGAACAAGCUGAAUCCUCGCAAAGGCCUGUUCUUGGAGAUUUAUGGCGAUGAAGCUAAGGAAAAAGAAGGAAUAAAGUAUAUUGAGAUAACCGUCCUAAAGGACAUCUGA